AUGCCUCCUCGGCGGGCUCGGGCCCCCUCAAUUGAUAAUACCACUGGGCCGGCGAAGCGAAAGCGAUUGAAAACAGCAAAAGCCCUAGAGACGAAUACAACAACCGGCUCGCCGUCGAGGGUAGUUAUCGUACGUACGAGGGCGAGGGCGAGGGCGCAGGCGUCAGAGCCAGCGAAGACCCCAGUUAAGCCACCUCGACGCCGUCGGGUAGUGGUGAUCCCUUCCCCAGCCCAGAGGGUUGCUCAGUUAGCAGAAACAGAGACAGGAAUAACUCAACAAAACCUCGAAGUUGACGAAGUCGAGGAAACCCAACCGGCAGGCCACUAUGAACACCAAGCUAUUGGGCAGUCAACGCCGGGCCAGCGACUUCAAUAUAACCUCAACCUCGAUGAGGAUCCUUUUGCUGUUACGCCGGCAAGGCCUGGUCGACGGCCUUUACCUGAUACCCCAACUCCUCGACGAACGCAACCACAGUCAAUCAAUUUAACUGUUACGUAUACUCCUCUCUUCUCAGGCGGUCGCUCGCCGCCAAAGCUUCCUGAGACUAUAUACAAGUGGAUAUUUGACGAGGAGAGCGAAGUUGGUCAUAAGUUGAUUAUCCAGUGGUCGAAAAUCGAGAGGGAUUUGGCGAAGCGAAUCGACGCCCGUUUAAGGGCACAAUAUAAUAUCGAGAAGAGCUGGAUUACCACGAAAAUCGCCUGGAGAAGAAUAGGAUUAAAAGCAGUAACUAUUGUAUACCGCGAAGAAUUCGCUGUUGACAGUGGCAACUGGCCGGUUGUUCCAUGGUAUGAUAUUUCGAAGCAAAUUAUCGAGAAUAGUCGCCUUGGUGAGGUUCUUCUCGAUGUUGAACUGGCCUACUCUGUCACUCCUACUGUAGCCGCAGUAGGAGAGCUAGAAGGCGUAGGAUCACCACGAGGGCGACCGUCUCGACUUAGUCAACGUCAGACUGUAACAAAUACGAUGCUUCAAGCGAUUGAAACAGAAGGCGAUCGAAAGAGGAAGUUAUUUCGAGACCUUCUUCGCCAUAAUCAGUGUAACGAUUCAGCAACCUGUCAGAAUACCUCGUCAGCUGAUCCAACAGUUAACUGGUGCUGGGUCAACGCAAGAAAACACUAUAAACUGACCGUAUUUGAUUUCGAGAAGUGGCAAGAAGCUAUUCAGAAGGGCGAGGAAGGCGUAUCAAUAUCAAACCCGCCUGCCCGCCUAAUUGUUGAUCUUGUUCAGCGUGAACAACGCGAUAUGAAAAAGCCCGAUAAAUCAGCAAAUCGAGGAGGCCAAAAUAGCCUAGGUGAAAAGUCUGCUAAUAGAGGGCUUUCAGACACACAAGACCCAGCAAAUACUGCCAAUAAUAAUAGCGCAGUAGUCAACUUCUAUGGCCUACCUCCGCCAGGCGGCCCAACGCAAUAUUGGCCAAAGUUGCCGCCGCCAACGAUGCCGCCCCAAUAUUGGGAUCUUGAGCCUCAAUUUCAACCGCAGUCAGGUGAUUACUCUGCCCGUCGGCAAGUAGAGGCUCCGAUUCGUUCUUCGUCGCCAGUUGUUCCUGAUUCGCCCUCAAAAGCAACACGCCAAGUUGAUGAGUUCGUUUCGUGGUUUCUAGCUGUGAACGGCAAGAAGUUGGGUAUUGACGAAGUGAAAUUUACUCCGUUAAAGGCUUCAAUAGUCAGUCUCCGCGUUAUUCGUGAUUACCCAGACAGCUGGUUCAAGGAGGUAGGGUUUUCACCACAACUUACCGCAGCAGUGAGAAAAUCGAUCAAACUUUUCACUACAACACAGCAAUUUUACCUCCAACAGAGCGAACCUCUCGCCGCUGUACAAUCACUCGUACAGGCAACGAAAAAGCCAGCAGUUGACCGUGAGGUUGAAGACGAAGUGUAUAACCGACUUUUUGACGAGCGAUUCGGAGAAACAGGCAAUAUCGAACGAAGCGCUAGUAAAGUAGGCGAAAUAAGCGUUCCAGCGGGUAGGAUCUCCUCACCGCUGCCAACUGGCGAUAUUGAGUUUGGUCGAGGUGAAUUAGACCUCUUCGUCUCCUCGCCGCCGCCACCAAUCCUUCCUCCUAAUACCGAACAAAAUCCGAUCGAAGUCUCAGACUAUAUAUCGUCGCCUUAUACCCAAGAGGAAGAGGAGGUUAAACUAGGAUAA
This is a messenger RNA of Colletotrichum truncatum, 2142 nucleotides long. RefSeq lists its product as uncharacterized. The record is from RefSeq and is a predicted model, not a curated record. NCBI's taxonomy places the organism in Eukaryota, Fungi, Ascomycota, Sordariomycetes, Glomerellales, Glomerellaceae.